Messenger RNA from Aspergillus affinis, 3891 nucleotides. Its product is annotated as putative RNA binding effector protein Scp160. The transcript has 4 exons. The record is from RefSeq and is a predicted model, not a curated record. Gene Ontology annotation, cellular component: cytoplasm; nucleus. Gene Ontology annotation, biological process: nuclear division. Lineage: Eukaryota; Fungi; Ascomycota; Eurotiomycetes; Eurotiales; Aspergillaceae. Bases 1 to 3891 code for a protein of 1296 amino acids. Gene Ontology annotation, molecular function: mRNA binding.
AUGGCUACCGAUUUGUCGAACGUUAACGGCGGCGCCCCCAAAUCCCGUGCCGCCAUGCUGGAGGAACAGCAUGCACGCGACGAGGCGCACAGGCCCACAGUGGAGGACGUGCCUGAUGAGGAUGAUCUUCAGCACCCCCCUCCGUCGUCGGUGGCGAAGCCCGAGGCUACGCCGCAGGCACCAGCCCCGGCUGCCACGCCAUCGGUCCCGAAACCCGCUCCCAAGAAGGCUCCCGCAUUCGAUGUUCAGUCCGAGGAAUUGUUCCCUGCUCUGGGAAGCGGCCCUAAGCCUAAGGUUCCGACUGCUUCUGCCUGGGGUGCUAAAGGACCUUCCGCUGCCGCCGUCGCCAACGGUGCCCCCAUUGCUGCGCAAGCAGCUCCAGGUCUCGAUAUCCCCAGAAUCAUGAGUCUUCCCGGAAAGCACAUGGAACAGCUGCGUCUGGUUCCUUCCCAGAUGCUCCCCCGCGGUCAGCUGAAGAAACCCCUUCGCGAUAUCCUGCGUGAUAUCUCCAAGCGGUCCAAGGCCAACGUUGAUAUGCGCGGUGGACCUGGAGGUUCUAUAAUCUUUGAGGGUAAAGGCUCGGUGGAUGCCGUGAGACAAGCCCUCAAAGAGGUGGCGCAGCAGGUUGGAUCCAAGCAAUCUGUUCGUGUCCCGAUCCCCACAUCUGCUCGCCCUCAUAUCAUCGGUCGACAAGGUGUGGUUGUUCAGGACAUCCAGCAGCGGACCGGCGCGCGCGUGCAGGUCCCCCGUGCCGAGGAUCCUGCCGCCGGUGAAGAAGAUGAUGACACCGACACGAUUGACGUCACGAUCGAAGGUGACGCUGUUGCCGCGGAGAUGGCCCGCCGAGAGAUCGAGGCAAUUGUGAAGGAGCGUGCCGCCAACAUGAGCCUGCGACUCAAGACUAUCCCGCCCGAGUUCUUCCCCUUCAUCGCGGGUGCUCACAAUGCCAACCUCCGAGACAUCGAGGAGCGCACGAAGGCGCAAGUCCACGUGCCCCGUUAUGAUACCUGGCUUAGCCAGCCCCCGCCCCAGGAGGCCGAGCCGGGUCAGGUCCAAUUUGUCCCGGUCCCCGAGAAGAACAUCCACAUCUCCGGAGAGCGGGCUGCCGCACAGGAAGCCCGCGCUGAGGUUGAGCGACUCGCUGCUGAUCUGCAGCGCCGAUUGGCCCUGCGGCAAUUGGCUAUCAACCGUGGUCAGCACCAGUUUAUCCUCGGCGAUAACGCCGAUGCGCUGCACGAAUUCCUCGCCGACACCGGAUGUGCCAUCGUGCUGCCUCCUGCAUCCGACGAGAGCGAAUUCCUCACCAUCACUGGUCCCCUUGAUCGGAUCGAGAGUGGAAUCAACCGGGCUAUGGAUCUCGCCACGAGCAUGCAGAUGGCUAGCAUCGACUUGUCCCGUCAACACCUGAACGCUCCUGCAGGAGCGAGUGCCCACGCUCGUGCUCUCACUCGGUACUUGAGACAGCGCCAAAUCAUCAAGGAGCUGGAGAACUUAUACGAUGCCCGUAUCGCGCUUCCCCCCAGCUCUGACGGUCCCGUCACCUGGGAAGUGUACUCCCGAGAUGGCAAGAACACUAUCCGCGCCCGGUCCGACAUCAUGAACCUUGUCCAAGCGCACCCCCCGGCCCGUAUCCGUUACGUCUCCGUUGAUCCUUACUUCCACCCGUACCUGCGCUCGCGCAGUAUCGCCAAGCUCCGCAGCGACUACGGUGUGCAGCUCUUGGUUCCCGAAGAGGUCGACAGCUCUGACGUCAUUCUCGUUUACGAGGGUCCGUCUGCUGCUGCCGCCCAGGCCGAAGUCUCGCGCCAACGUCCUUCUGCGGCCGAACUCGCCGCCUUCGAGAAGGGUCUUCAAGAAGCCCAGGCCUACCUUUUGAGCACGCUGGGUGACCAGAAUGACGUGGUGGCCAAAUCCGUCAACGUCCCAGGUAAAUACCAGGACAAGGUGCGUAAAUUCAUCGUUCGUGACCAGGAGGUCAAGGGUGAAGACCAGAUCCCUGUUCGCGCCAUCGUCAGUGACACGAAGGGCGCUCGGGACUGCGAGGUCUCCCUGCGUGGUCCUUCCGGUACAGUGGGAGACCUGAUCUCCGCCCUCCAAGCAUUCGUCGUGGAGCAGGAGAAGGACGACCUCGAGCGCGGCUAUACUACGACAUUCGACUUCCCCCAGAAGUAUGCCAACUUCCUCAUCGGCAAGAAGGGCGAGAACAUCAACAAGUUGCGCGAGGAAUUCGACGUUGACAUCAAGGUGGAAAAUGGCAAGGUUGAGGUGAAGGGCCCCAAGGCCAAGGCCGAUGCCGCCAGGAUGAGAAUCAUCAACCUGGGCAAGAAGCUGGAAGACGAGACGACCCAUAUUCUCAAAAUCCCUGCCCAGUACCACCGCGAGUUGAUUGGACAGAAGGGAAGCCAGGUCAACCGGCUCCAGGACCGCUAUGCUGUCCGCGUCCAGUUCCCCCGGGCAGCCGUUGCCGACGACGAGACCUCCAGCGAGGCGGGGCGCCCCAGCCGUCCUCAACAGGCUGCUGAUGAAGUCCUCGUGAAGGGCCCCAGCAAGGGUGCCGACUCUGCUCGCGAUGAGAUCCUCAGUCUGUUGCAGUGGGUGAUUGACCACUCUUUCUCGGCCACCGUGUCCGUGGCCCAGUCGCAGAUUCCCUCUCUGAUCGGCCAGCGCGGCCGUGAGAUGGACAAGCUGCGGGCUGACACCGAGGCUCAAAUCGAUGUCCCUGGUGUGAACGAUGCGCCCGACGCCUCGGGCCGCGUUCAAAUCAAAAUCAAGGGUACCAAGAAGCAGGUCGAGGAGGCCAAGAAGAUCCUGCAGCAACGAUCCAACCAGUUCGAUGCUAUCGUGACCAAGACUGUUGAGGUCGACAAGAAGCACCAUAAGUCCCUGAUUGGCGGUGGAGGUGCCAACAUUCGCAAGAUUGUUUCCGACGCUGGCGGUCCUACUGAUGGCAGCGCCUCUCGCAUCGUCCGAUUCCCCCGCCCGGAGAGCAGUGACACCGCGAUCAAGCUUGAAGGUGAGGGCGCGCUUGUCGACAACAUCAUCGCUGCCAUUGAGGAGUUCGUCAAGGAGCGUGAGGACCAGGUGACAGCCAGCCUCGACGUUCCCCAGAUCCAGCACCGCCUCCUCAUCGGCCGCGGAGGUGACACCCGCCGGGAUAUUGAAUCGAGGUUCAAUAUCACCCUGGAUAUCCCCAAGCAAGGCUCUGGGCGCACCGACAUCAAGAUCAAGGGUCCCAGCAACGCCGUCGGCGACGCGAAGGAGCACAUCCUCGCCAUGCUCAAGGACCAACAGGGUGAGUCGGUCGACGUGCCCCGCCACCUCCACCACGCCGUCUCCGACAACGGCGCCUUCUUCCGUCGUCUCCGCAACGACUACAAGGUCACCGUCGACCAUGCCGGCCAGCAGGUGCCCGCCAAGCCCGUUGUCGAGGACUCACGCGCCGCGGUCAACGGCGGCGGCUCUUCCAUGCCCCUGAUCACCGACGAGCCCAGUGAGUCCCUCGACGCCCACUCGUGGAAGGUCAUCGACAACAGCCCCCCGGCCGCCGCCGACCCGACCCAGCCCGCCACCAUCCCCUGGGUGCUCGCGGGUACCGGCGACAAUGUCACCCGCGCCAAGGCCGCCCUCGAGAAGGCCAUCUCCGCCGCCUCGCAGCAAUCCGCCACCGGCUACCUCAUCCUCCCCGACCCCAAGACCUACCGCUUUGUCGUCGGCCAGGGCGGUAGCCAAAUCAACGCGAUCCGGAAACAGACCAGUUGCCGCAUCAACGUCCCCAAGGACCAGGCCAAGGGCGAGGCCAUCGAAAUCAAGGGCGGCAAGGACAACCUCGAAGAAGCCAAGGAUAUGAUCCUGGAGGCUGUCCGUGCCGGUCUGGAGGGAAACUCCCGGUAA